Quercus robur (English oak) is the source of this 1259-nucleotide messenger RNA. Its product is annotated as salutaridine reductase-like. The transcript is spliced from 5 exons. The record is from RefSeq and is a predicted model, not a curated record. The coding region runs from base 84 to 992 and encodes 302 amino acids. Gene Ontology annotation, cellular component: membrane. Lineage: Eukaryota; Viridiplantae; Streptophyta; Magnoliopsida; Fagales; Fagaceae.
CACAAGAGCAAAAUCAUAAAACAUUAAUUUAUUGUCAAGGGACAUUGUGCGCAUUAAACAGACUCUACGUACGUUCAUAACAAAUGGCAGACCCAACCAAGAAUGCUGGGACAAAGAGGAUUGCACUUGUAACGGGGGCUAAUAGAGGGAUCGGAUUUGAAAUAUCUAAACAACUAGCGUCAAACGGAGUCAAAGUGAUAUUAACUGCUAGAGAUGUGAAGAGGGGCAAUGAAGCUGUUGAAAAACUCAAUGCCGCUGGAUACUCUGAUGUGAUUUUUCAUCAACUAGACUUGGAGGACUCGGCUAGCAUUUCUACUUUGGCGGAUUUUAUCACAAACCAAUUUGGGAAGCUUGACAUAUUGGUAAAUAAUGCUGGGGUUAAUGGAGCCAUAGUCAGCGAGGAAUUGUGGAAACAUGAUGUUACAGAAAUUCUUCUAGGUGCAAAUGCCAGACCUCUAAAGGAGCUUGUAAACCAGACUUAUGAAACAGUAAAGAAUUGUCUAGGAACAAACUAUUAUGGGAUCAAGCAACUGAGCAAAGCACUUAUUCCGCUUAUUCAAUUAUCCAAUUCAGGGAGAAUAGUAAAUGUCUCUUCCAUCUUUGGACAAUUAAAGUUUAUUUCAAAUGAGAAUGCAAGGAAGGAACUAGAAGAUAUUGAUGGCCUCAUAGAAGAGAAAGUGGACAAGGUGGUAGAUGGAUUUCUAGAAGAUGCCAAGGAGAAUUUGAUAGAAACCAAUGGUUGGCCUGCUAAUUUUUCUGCUUACAUCGUCUCCAAGGUAGCUCUUAAUGCUUAUACUAGGAUUUUGGCAAGGAAGUAUCCCAAAAUUGCAAUCAACUCAGUCCAUCCUGGGUAUGUUAGCACAGACAUUAACCAUAAUACUGGAGUUCUGACUACUGAAGAAGGUGCAAAAGGUCCUGUUAUGUUGGCUCUGAUGCCCGAAGGUGGGCCCUCUGGCCUCUUCUUUGAUAAAACUGAAAUGUCUACGUUUUGAACAACAUAAUUUUUUUUUUUUUUUUUUUUUUUUUUUUUUGGGUUAGAACGUAAUUAAUGUUUGUGCUUUCCAAGUCACCUAUGUAAUAACUAAUGAGGAUAUAACAUGUGGGAAUUAUGAUAGGAUGACAAGGAAUAUAAAAAACUAAAUCACAUGGUAUUCCAUCACUGGCUUAUUCUUUGGGGGACUUGGUAUAUUUGUCACAGGAAAUACUUUCUCUGAGUCUAUGUGUGAGAGAGAGAGAAUAAAACUAUCAUCUUUAUAUCA